AUGUCGCUCUCUCCAGUAGCCGCCCUCAACUCGGUCAUAGAUAGGCUGUCAGACCUGGCCGACACCCCCGCCAUCGACUACAAGGCCCUGGUCAUCCUCUCUACCUGGAUACAGACCGGCUUUGAAGUCUACAUCUUGCAAGGCCACCUUGAUGAUGAAACCUUCCGAAAGGCCCAAGUCUACAGCAAAGACAAGACCAGGUACCUCCUCGCCCAGGUGGUCUUCAACCAGCUCCUCGGGUGGGGUUUGAUCAAGACUGGGCUCUACGCCAAGCUGUGGGACGUCUCCGGAACUGUUGUCGACUCCUUUGGUCUCGGGACCAAUUGGGUCAUUGUCCGAUCUUUGGUCUGGGUCACCAUUCUGACCCUUACCACCGCCCUUCCCAGCAUCCCUUGGUCGUACUACUACACUUUCGUUAUCGAGUCCAAGCACGGUUUCAACAAAUCCACCAAGGGUCUCUGGAUCGCUGAUACUUUCAAGACGUACGCUUUGGUGGCUGCAUUGGGUCUCCCCGUCUUGUCUGGAUUCCUGCGAAUCAUCGAGUACACUGGAAAAACCUUUGUUCCUUGGCUCAUGCUUUUCUUGGUCGGUAUCCAGUUGACCCUCCAGAUUGUCUAUCCCCUCAUCAUUCAACCUUUAUUCAACAAGCUCGAGCCCCUCCCCGAGGGUGAACUCCGAACCCAAGUCGAAGCCCUCGCUGGCGAACUUGGCUUCCCUCUCACCCACCUCUACGUCAUCGACGGUUCCAAGCGUAGUUCCCACUCCAACGCCUACUUCUACGGCUUGCCUUGGUCCAAGCACAUUGUCAUCUAUGACACCUUGAUCAAGGAUAGCACCACUGAAGAGGUCGUUGCUGUGCUCGCGCAUGAGCUCGGUCACUGGAAGUUCACCCACCCCACAAAGCUUCUCCUCGCAACUCAGGUUCACCUCUUCCUCACCCUCACCAUCUUCUCCAUCUUCAUCAACAACCGUUCCCUCUACUCGGCUUUCGGCUUUAACCCCUCUCUCGCUGUCACUGCCCCCCAGCCGUUCUGUAUCGGGUUCAUCUUGUUCCAAUUGGUCCUGGAGCCAACCGACGCGUUUGUCAAGUUCUUAUUGAAUGCUCAGACUCGACGGUACGAGUACCAAGCUGAUGAAUUUGCCGUCGGCCUUGGCAAGAAGGCCGAACUCGCCGAAGCUCUCAUCAAGCUCCACGUCAAAAAUCUCUCGUCCCCCCAUAGCGACUGGCUGUACUCCAUGUACCACCACUCCCACCCCACUCUCCCCGAAAGAUUGGCGGCUAUGGACAAGUACGAGGAGGAGCGAGUGGCGAGGGUGGGCAAAGAAGGAAAGAAGGAUCUUUGA
Molecule: messenger RNA, 1344 nt
Organism: Cryptococcus wingfieldii CBS 7118
Lineage: Eukaryota; Fungi; Basidiomycota; Tremellomycetes; Tremellales; Cryptococcaceae
Product: STE24 endopeptidase
Exons: 6
Coding region: 1-1344 (447 amino acids)
Biological process (GO): CAAX-box protein processing
Cellular component (GO): endoplasmic reticulum membrane
Molecular function (GO): metalloendopeptidase activity
Source: RefSeq, a predicted model, not a curated record